CUGCUGAGGUCUUCAGUGAACAUACCCUCCCUGCCCCAGGUUGUCACGGAAUUGAGGCCACUAAACCUCAGCUGUCCCCUGGAAUAAGUCAAGAGGAGUGUGAAGCAGAGCAGAAGCCUGAGCCAGUCUGAGAGCACAAGGGCCUCUUCUCCCAGGGAUUGACAUGGCCUGGCUGAUGACAACACAGCUGUUGCUCCUAGUGUGGGUGGUUGCUUGGGGUGCCCAGACCAGGGUUAUUCGCGCCAGGACCGAACUUCUCAAUGUCUGCAUGGACGCCAAACACCACAAGGAAAAGCCAAGCCCCGAGGACAAGUUGCAUGAGCAGUGCAGUCCCUGGAAGAAGAACUCCUGCUGCUACUCCAACACCAGCCAGGAAGCCCAUAAGGAUAUUUCCUACCUAUAUGGAUUCAACUGGAACCACUGUGGAGAGAUGGCACCUGCCUGCAAACGGCACUUCAUCCAGGACACCUGCCUCUAUGAGUGCUCCCCUAACUUGGGGCCCUGGAUCCAGCAGGUGAACCAAAACUGGCGCAAAGAGCGGAUCCUGGAUGUGCCCCUGUGCAAAGAGGAUUGUCAGCGUUGGUGGGAGGAUUGUCAAACCACCUUCACCUGUAAAACCAACUGGCACAAAGGCUGGAACUGGACCUUAGGGUAUAACCAGUGUCCCGUGGGAGCUGCCUGCCACCCCUUCCACUUCUACUUCCCUACACCUGAGGCUCUGUGUGAGGAAAUCUGGAGUCACUCCUACAAAGUUAGUAACUACAGCCGAGGAAGUGGCCGUUGCAUCCAGAUGUGGUUUGACCCCGCCCAGGGCAACCCCAAUGAGGAGGUAGCCAGGUUCUAUGCAGAGGCCAUGAGUGGGGCUGGGCUCCCCAGGGCCUGGCCUCUCCUGCUCAGCCUGGUCCCAAUGCUGCUCAGGAUGCUCAGCUGAGUUCCUUUUUUUUCUUUUGAUACCUGGGCCUCCCACAGCUCCCAGCUCUUCAGUUCUUGCUCCAAGGUGGGGCCUCUGAGAGCCAGUUUAAAUAAAACAGACACUCCGCA
This is a messenger RNA of Sciurus carolinensis (gray squirrel), 1041 nucleotides long. Its product is annotated as folate receptor alpha-like. Gene Ontology annotation, molecular function: signaling receptor activity. Lineage: Eukaryota; Metazoa; Chordata; Mammalia; Rodentia; Sciuridae. Gene Ontology annotation, biological process: fusion of sperm to egg plasma membrane involved in single fertilization; sperm-egg recognition; cell adhesion. The record is from RefSeq and is a predicted model, not a curated record. The transcript has 6 exons. Gene Ontology annotation, cellular component: external side of plasma membrane. The coding region runs from base 164 to 931 and encodes 255 amino acids.